UGGAUAUUGGAUAUGCAGGGAAGCGCUCAAAUUCAAUUUUACGUUACUGAGGUGUGAAAGAUGAUAAUUCAGGAGACUGCGUUUUCUGGAGACAUUUACGCUUAAUUAAUUAGAAUAACCAAUUUUUCCUUACCAAACAUGAGUCGUUCCGCGUUAGAAAUGAAUUUCAUGCGUCUUUUAUACUGCACCGAAUGUCUUGCAGUACAAAAGAAGUUGGGAACCACUUACAAUGCCUACGUGAAAACUUUGGAAACGUUCUUUAACAAAUUGAUCUCCUCAAAUUAUCGUCCUUCUCCAGAAUGUAUACGUAAUUAUGAAAUAAGAGUAAAAAAGUUAAAAGAAAACUGUGAUACUGUACAAACUUCAGAUUCAGUAUCUACUCAUUAUCUAUCUCAUGAUAAAACUACUUCUGCACUGAAGGCAAUCACUCCAGCGGAAGAGAAUGACAGUGCGGUGUCCAAAGAUAUUUCAUCACAGGAGACAGAUAAUACAUUUACUGAAAUAGUGGAGAACACAUCAGUCAUUCAAUGCGCAUAUUCUGAUACAUGCGAUUUGAUUGCGAAAGAACGUCAACGGAUAAAUCGUGAUUUAAGAGAACAAUUAUUAGACAGUAAAAAGCUGUUUGUUAUUAAAGGAGUAUUCAUUUUCAUGAUAAAGUUCUUCUCUGAUUCUCUGAGUUGUUAG
Messenger RNA from Trichobilharzia szidati, 684 nucleotides. The record is from the annotation of a GenBank genome assembly. Lineage: Eukaryota; Metazoa; Platyhelminthes; Trematoda; Strigeidida; Schistosomatidae.